Molecule: messenger RNA, 4809 nt
Organism: Tachysurus vachellii
Lineage: Eukaryota; Metazoa; Chordata; Actinopteri; Siluriformes; Bagridae
Gene: acp2
Product: acid phosphatase 2, lysosomal
Exons: 11
Coding region: 140-1390 (416 amino acids)
Biological process (GO): lysosome organization; dephosphorylation
Cellular component (GO): lysosome
Molecular function (GO): acid phosphatase activity
Source: RefSeq, a predicted model, not a curated record
CCAGGCUGGAGUCUUAACCCUGGGCAAUAGCUAAGCCACAACACACGUCUCUGCUCUUAUUUCGUGUCACAUUUUCUGUAUGCUUUCUGGAGGCUUCUAAACUUAAUGUUUGUAACUGUAUGCGUCUGUAAUUGCAAACAUGGGAUCGUGUAUUUUUAGCAUCUUGUUGUUUUUUGUCUUCGGAUAUUCGAUUGUAGAAUGUAAGGUUAAAUUGGUCACAGUGUUAUAUCGCCAUGGAGACCGUUCACCUGUCAAAGCCUAUCCAACAGACCCAUACCAGGAGAGCGCAUGGCCACAGGGUUUUGGACAGCUUUCUCAGGAAGGUAUGCAGCAGCACUUUGAACUAGGCCAGUUUCUGAGAAAACGCUACACAGGUGUCCUGAGCGAAAACUAUACGCGUUCUGAGAUUGUUGUACGGAGCACAGAUUACGAUCGCACUCUGAUGAGUGCAGCCUCAAAUCUUGCUGGACUUUUCCCACCCAAUGGCUCACAGGUGUUUCAUCCAGGUUUGGCUUGGCAGCCUAUACCAAUACACACAGUCCCCCAAGAUGAGGAAAAGCUGCUGUCAUUUCCUAUUCCAAACUGCCCACGCUACCAAGUGCUGAUGAAUGAAACAGAAAGAACAGAAAUUUUCCUAAAUAUGACCAAGACUUACAAAGAUUUCCUGGAGAUGGUAUGGAAUAAAACUGGGAUGAAGUCAACGUCCCUUGAGAUGAUAUGGAGUAUCUAUGAUACACUUUUCUGUGAGAAGAAGCAUGGCCUGCUCCCUCCAGCCUGGGUGACUCCAGAUGUGAUGAAGACACUGAAGCUGCUGAAAAACUUUAGUUUCCAGAUCAUGUUUGGUGUCUAUAAAAGAGAGGAGAAAUGCCGGCUACAAGGAGGUGUCUUGCUCGAUCAGAUUAUUAAGAACCUAUCGGCUGCUGCCUUUUUAAAUUUAAAUCAGCAGCUGAAGAUGAUCAUGUAUUCUGCGCAUGACACGACCAUUGUAGCGCUUCAGGAGGCACUUAAUGUGUAUAAUGGAUUACAGCCACCAUAUGCUUCCUGCCACAUAUUUGAACUGCAUCAGGAUCAGAAUGGAUCAUACUCUGUGGCAAUGUUUUAUCGUAAUGAUAGCACUGCAACUGAGCCAUACUAUUUAACUUUACCUGGUUGUGCCCGGCUGUGCCCCCUGGAAGACUUCAUUAGACUCACAAAUUCGGUCAUUCCAACAGAUUGGCACAAGGAGUGCCAGAUCAGCUCAUCUUCAAGUGAUAAAGAUGUGAUUUUUGGGCUGGCUGCCUGUGGCUUCAUUCUUCUACUCCUCGUUGCAGUGUUGUUUGUCCUGUUGUGUCGUCAAAGCAAGCUGGUCAUCGGUUAUAGCCACAUUAUCAACCAGAGUGAUCACUCCUGACAGUCAUACCGGCUCCUGAGCAACUCAGAGUUAUCAGACAGCGAGGGCCUAUAAAAAGCCAGUCACACACACACACACGCAGGGACUAUAUACAAACCCGAUUCCAAAAAAGUUGGGACACUGUACAAAUUGUGAAUAAAAACAGAAUGCAAUGAUGUGGAAGUUUCAAAUUUCAAUAUUUUAUUCAGAAUACAACCUAGAGGACAUAUCAAAUUUUUAAAUUGAGAAAAUGUAUCAUUUUAAGGGAAAAAUAAAUGUUGAAAGGAAUGUUGUCCUAUUCUUGUCUAAUACAGGCUUCUAGUUGCUAAACUGUCUUAGGUCUUCUUUGUCGCAUCUUUCUCUUUAUGAUGCGCCAAAUGUUUUCUAUGGGUGAAAGAUCUGGACUGCAGGCUGGCCAUUUCAGUACCCGGAUCCUUCUUAUAUGCAGCCAUGAUGUUGUAAUUUAUGCAGUAUGUGGUCUGGCAUUGUCAUGUUGGAAAAUGCAAGGUCUUCCCUGAAAGAGACGACGUCUGGAUGGGAGCAUAUGUUGUUCUAGAACUUGGAUAUACCUUUCAGCAUUGAUGGUGCCUUUCCAGAUGUGUAAGCUUCCCAUGCCACAUGCACUCAUGCAACCCCAUACCAUCAGAGAUACAGGCUUCUGAACUGAGCGCUAAUAACAUCUUGGGUUUUCCUUGUCCUCUUUAGUCCGGAUGACAUGGCGUCCCAGUUUUCCAAAAAAAUCUUCAAAUUUUGAUUUGUCUGACCGCAGAAAAGUUUUCCACUUUGCGACAGUAUAUUUUAAAUGAGCCUUGGCCCAGAGAAAACAGCUGCACUUCUGGAUCAUGUUUAGAUUUGGCUUCUUUUUUGACCUAUAGAGUUUUAGCCGGCAACGGGAAUGGCAGGGUGGAUUGUGUUCACCGACAAUGUUUUCUGGAAGUAUUCCUCAGCCCAUGUUGUGAUUUCCAUUACAGUAGCAUUCCUGUAUGUGAUGCAGUGCCGUCUAAGGGCCCGAAGAUCACGGACAUCCAGUAUGGUUUUCCGGCCUUGACCCUUCCACACAGAGAUUGUUCCAGAUUCUCUGAAUCUUUGGAUGAUAUUAUGCACUGUAGAUGAUGAUAACUUCAAACUCUUUGCCAUUUUUCUCUGAGAAACUCCUUUCCUGAUUUUGCUCCACUAUUUUUCGCCGCAGCAUUGGGGGAAUUGGUGAUCCUCUGCCCAUCUUGACUUCUGAGAGACACUGCCACUCUGAGAGGCUCUUUUUAUACCCAAUCCUGUUGCCAAUUGACCUAACAAUUUGCAAAUUGGUCCACCAGCUGUUCCUUAUAUGUACAUUUAACUUUUCCCAACUUUUUUGGAACGUGUAGCUCUCAUGAAAUCCAAAAUGGGCGAAUAUUUGGCAUGACAUUUCAAAAUGUCUCACUUGCAAUAUUUGAUAUGUUCUGUAUAUUCUAUUGUGAAUAAAAUAUAAGUUUGUGAGAUUUGUAAAUUAUUGCAUUCCUUUUUUAUUCACAAUUUGUACAGUGUCCCAACUUUUUUGGAAUCGGGUUUGUACAACCAAAUAGGCUAUUAUGGAUAAUUUUUAGUAACCAAAAAAUUACACUUUUAUGUUUUAUAUGAAAAGUGUGAUUUUUUUUAUUGCAGUUUUUGGAAGAAGUAGCAAAUAGAAUAAUUUUCCUUGUAUACUGAUUUUUCCUGAUUUUCUUAUUAAAUAAUUCUUAGACAUUUUCAUGACAGCUACAGUGCCUUGCAAGUAUUCAUACCCACUGAACUUUUCCACAUUUUAUCACGUUACAACCACAAACAAAAAUGUAUUUUAUUGGGAUUUAAUAUGACAUGAAUAUAACAUAAAGUGGCACAUAAUUGUUAAGUGGAAGGAAAAUCAUAACUGGUGUUGAAAUAUUUUACAAAUAAAUAUCUGAAAAAAGUGGCAUGUAUUUGUAUUCAGUCCCCUUUACUCUGAUAACUCUAACUAAUAUCCUGUGGAACCAAUUGCCUUCAGAAUUCACCUAAUUAGUAAAUAGAGUCCACCUGUGUGUAAUUUAAUCUCAGUGUAGGUACACCUGUUCUGUGAAACCCUCAGAGGUUUGUUACAGAACAUUAGUGAACAAACAGCAUCAUGAAGACCAAGGAACACACCAGACAAGUUAGGGAUAAAAUUGUGGAGAGGUUUAACUCAGGUGUAGGUUAUGAAACAAUAUCCCAAGCCUGGAACAUCUCACAGAGCACUGUACAAACAUCUGAAAAUAGAAAAACUUCAAACCUAACAAGACAUUGCCAUACACCUAAACUGACAGGCUGGGCAAGGAGGGCAUUAAUCAGAGAAGCAGCAAAGAGGCCUAUGGUACCUUUGGAGGAUACUAGAAAAUUGCUGUUCACAGACACUCUCUAUCCAAUCUGACUGAGCUUGAGUAAAAAUUUCACUCUAGAUGUGCAAAGCUGGUAGAGACAGCCCAAAAGACUUGCAGCUGUAAUUGCAGUGAAUGGUGGUUCUACAAAGUAUGGAUUUGGGGGAGGGCUAAAUACAAAUGCACACCACACUUUUCAAAUAUUUGUAAAAAAAUUUGGACAAUGUUUAUAAUUUUUUUCUUCCACUUCACAAUUAUGUGGCACUUUGUGUUGGCCUAUUACAUAAAAUCCCAAUAAAAUACAUUUUUGUCUGUGGUUGUAAUGUGACAGAAUGUGGAAAAUUUCAGUGGGUAUGAAUACUUUUGCAAGGCACUGUAUCAACCAUGGAGGGUGAAGUCUAUCACAUGCUUCCUCUAGGCUUGUAAAGCCAGCUACUACCUCUGUACAAACUGAUACUUUUGCAAGUUCACAGAUACCCUGUCUGUUAGAGCCCUCAUUAUUUCUCUUCUUGAUCUAUUACACUAACGUGGCUACAAGUUUUUAUUGUUUUGAAAGAGCACUUGAUGUCUGGCCAGAUUUAACUUCUAUGACUGUUUACAUCCUCUCAUUAUCCUCUCAUUUUUCUCUCUAAAUAUUGUGUAGUAAUUGCACUGUGGGUCAGAUAUUUUGCUGUUUAAACAAAUUUGAUCAGGAAAAACUGUCCUUGUAUAAUGAAAAUACCAUUUUAGGCCACAUAUACAGACAUGGUUUUGGUAGAUUUUACACAUUAAAAAUGAAGCCCUGACUGUGUUGUCCCCACAUAUGGUUCACAAACCUACCAUUAACAAUCUCCAAGGUUGAUCAUAAUUAAGUGUAUUUUCAAGCUAAACAGCAUUGUAAGUACAGAUGAUUUUGUAUAUUUAUAAAUGUUUGGUGAUCAGAAUGUGAAUUUUAAACUGGUUUUCUGAAGACCAGUAAUUGUUAGGUCAAUGGGAUCAAUUGCAAUCUAUAACAUUAGUCCUCUUUUGAUUUUCAUUGCAUUUUGAUUUAAACUUUUAAAUGCCAGUUGCUUUGUAAAUAAAUCAUUCAAAUAAAAAUUUGAAAUAAUCAAAGCC